Molecule: messenger RNA, 886 nt
Organism: Megachile rotundata (alfalfa leafcutting bee)
Lineage: Eukaryota; Metazoa; Arthropoda; Insecta; Hymenoptera; Megachilidae
Biological process (GO): detection of chemical stimulus involved in sensory perception of smell; sensory perception of smell
Cellular component (GO): plasma membrane
Molecular function (GO): odorant binding; olfactory receptor activity
Source: RefSeq, a predicted model, not a curated record
AUGGUCACCUCCCUCGUACAAGAAAUGGUCACCCCUGGAAGUAGCCGCGACCAAGAGGUAACGCACGAGGGAUUCCGCGAUUUGGAAAAAACCCGUAGCAGUCCAACAAUUCCGCAGGUUCUAGAGUUAUAUGUAGCAAUCCAAGCAAAAGAUAUCGAUGAAGUAAUCGACAUUCUACCUCACAUUUUCGUAGUCAUUGCAAGUCUCAUUAAAUUCGGAAAUAUUUAUCUGAAGAAGGACCGCUUUAAAAUACUAUUAGAUUUGAUCGUAAAAGACUGGGAAACGUUGACAAAUGAAUUGCACGUGUUGGAUAAGGUUACUGCAACGGGGGACAAACUUGCCUAUUUGUACAGAAUGACUUUGCUAUCAUUUUUAGUAGCUUUUAACUACAUUCCGUUAAUUCCUCCGACAUUGGACAUCAUUUUGCCGUUGAAUGAAACUCGUCCAAGGCAACAAUUGUUUCAAGUCAAUUACAUAUUCUUUGACGUUGAUGAUCACUUUUUCGCCAUUUAUCUUCAUAUGUCUUGGGCCGGGUCUCUGACUGUGUUCGUAAUCGUUACUAUAGAUUCCUUGUAUAUGCUCAUCAUUCAUCAUGCUAGCGGACUGUUUGACGUGUGUGGAUAUCAGGUUCAAAUGGCAUGUAAACAGAAAAAGAUGGAAGAUGAAAUGUUCAAGCAAUGCGUGAUUACUCAUCAUAAAGCUCUAGAGUUUUUGACUUCCUAGAAGAAUGUAGCCAGAUUAUGAAUUUAAUGCUGGUCGGAAUGAACAUGAUUGCCAUCAGUCUAACCGCGGUGCAGAUUAUUCUAUAUAUGGAUCAACCUAUGGAUGCAAUGAGAUUUGUUCUAUUUCUUAUCGCUGAGAAGUUUCAUUUAUUCAUUCUCAGCCU